Molecule: messenger RNA, 2208 nt
Organism: Cynocephalus volans (Philippine flying lemur)
Lineage: Eukaryota; Metazoa; Chordata; Mammalia; Dermoptera; Cynocephalidae
Gene: HGF
Product: hepatocyte growth factor
Exons: 18
Coding region: 16-2208 (730 amino acids)
Biological process (GO): proteolysis; negative regulation of apoptotic process; positive regulation of protein phosphorylation
Molecular function (GO): signaling receptor binding; serine-type endopeptidase activity
Source: RefSeq, a predicted model, not a curated record
ACGUCCAGCAGCACCAUGUGGGUGACCAAACUUGUGCCAGUCCUGCUGCUGCAGCACGUCCUCCUCCACCUCCUGCUGCUGCCCAUCGCCAUCCCCUAUGCAGAGGGACAGAAGAAAAGAAGAAACACACUUCAUGAAUUCAAAAAGUCAGCAAAGACUACUCUAGUCAAAGUAGACCCAUUACUGAAGAUAAAAACCAAAAAGAUGAAUACCACAGACCAAUGUGCCAAUAGAUGUAUUAGGAAUAAAGGACUUCCAUUCACUUGCAAGGCCUUUGUUUUUGAUAAAGCAAGAAAACGAUGCCUCUGGUUCCCUUUCAAUAGCAUGUCAAGUGGAGUGAAAAAAGAGUUUGGCCAUGAAUUUGACCUCUAUGAAAACAAAGACUACAUUAGAAACUGCAUCAUUGGUAAAGGAGGCAGCUACAAGGGAACGGUAUCUAUCACCAAGAGUGGCAUUAAAUGCCAACCCUGGAAUUCCAUGAUACCCCAUGAGCACAGCUUUUUGCCUUCGAGCUAUCGGGGUAAAGACCUACAGGAAAACUACUGUCGAAAUCCUCGAGGGGAAGAAGGGGGACCGUGGUGUUUCACAAGCAAUCCAGAGGUACGCUACGAAGUCUGUGACAUUCCUCAGUGUUCAGAAGUUGAAUGCAUGACCUGCAAUGGGGAAAGUUAUCGAGGUCCCAUGGAUCAUACAGAAUCAGGCAAGAUUUGUCAGCGCUGGGAUCAUCAGAUACCACACCGGCACAAAUUCUUGCCCGAAAGAUAUCCCGACAAGGGCUUUGAUGAUAAUUAUUGCCGCAAUCCUGAUGGCAAGCCGAGGCCAUGGUGCUAUACUCUUGACCCUGACACCCCCUGGGAGUACUGUGCAAUUAAAAUGUGCGCUCACAGUACUUUGAAUGACACUGAUGUCCCUAUGGAAACAACUGAAUGCAUAAGAGGCCAAGGAGAAGGUUACAGGGGCACCAUCAAUACUAUUUGGAAUGGAAUUCCGUGUCAGCGUUGGGAUUCCCAGUACCCUCACCAGCAUGACAUAACUCCUGAAAAUUUCAAGUGCAAGGACCUAAGAGAAAAUUAUUGCCGAAAUCCAGACGGGGCUGAGUCACCCUGGUGUUUUACCACCGAUCCAAACAUCCGAGUUGGCUACUGCUCCCAAAUUCCAAAAUGUGACGUGUCAAGUGGACAAGAUUGUUAUCGUGGGAAUGGCAAAAAUUAUAUGGGUAAUUUAUCCAAAACGAGAUCUGGACUAACGUGUUCAAUGUGGGACAAGAACAUGGAAGACCUACACCGUCAUAUCUUCUGGGAACCAGAUGCUAGUAAGCUGAAUAAGAACUACUGCCGGAAUCCUGAUGACGAUGCCCAUGGACCCUGGUGUUACACGGGGAAUCCUCUCAUUCCUUGGGAUUAUUGCCCUAUUUCUCGGUGUGAAGGAGAUACUACACCUACAAUAGUCAAUUUAGACCAUCCGGUAAUAUCUUGCGCCAAAACAAAACAAUUGCGAGUUGUAAAUGGGAUUCCAACACGAACUAAUGUAGGAUGGAUGGUUAGUUUGAAAUACAGAAAUAAACAUAUCUGUGGAGGAUCAUUGAUAAAGGAAAGUUGGGUUCUUACAGCAAGACAGUGUUUCCCCUCACGAAACAAAGACUUGAAGGAUUAUGAAGCUUGGCUUGGAAUCCAUGAUGUUCAUGGAAGAGGAGAUGAGAAACGCAAACAGGUUCUCAAUGUUUCACAGCUGGUGUAUGGACCUGAAGGCUCAGAUCUGGUUUUACUGAAGCUUGCCAGGCCAGCUGUCCUAGAUGAUUUUGUUAGUACAAUUGAUUUACCUAAUUAUGGAUGCACAAUUCCAGAAAAGACCACUUGCAGUGUCUAUGGCUGGGGUUACACUGGAUUGAUCAACUCUGAUGGUCUAUUACGAGUCGCACAUCUCUAUAUUAUGGAUAAUGAGAAAUGCAGCCAGCAUCAUCAAGGAAAGGUGACUCUGAAUGAGUCUGAAAUAUGUGCUGGGGCUGAAAAGAUUGGAUCAGGACCAUGUGAGGGGGAUUAUGGUGGCCCACUUGUUUGUGAACAACAUAAAAUGAGAAUGGUCCUUGGCGUCAUUGUUCCUGGUCGUGGAUGUGCCAUUCCAAAUCGUCCUGGUAUUUUUGUCCGAGUAGCAUAUUACGCAAAAUGGAUACACAAAAUUAUAUUAACAUAUAAGGUACCACAGUCAUAG